AUGGAGGACAGUCCUAGCAUUGUGCCUGUUUUUAAUCUAACCUCCAUGGACAAACUAUCGAUAUCAUCAUCCAAUAAAUUGCUGAUUUUGGAUUGCCGAAACUUGGAAGCGUCGCAAAUCAUUCCGGAUAUCAAAAUCCUGCACGAGGACAUCAUGAGAGAUUCAAUCAAAGCAGUUUGGUUGGAUACGACCUCGUCACGAUUUAUCGAGAUCAAAGAGCGUCUGAAAAAGUUAUCUAUGGCGACAUCCAUGUUCCAUUUAAUGAAACUUUCAUUACAAGCUCGUGAAACCGAUCUCCAAGAGGCCCAAAAAACGUCUCAACUGAUUGCCUCAAUACCGACUGUGAUGGAAGAUCUGCCCAACUUAAGCCAAAACCAUCCUGGAUUGGUUCGGUACAUUCGCUUGGCGUGCAAACAGGCCCCGAUCUCCUCGAUGAAUCCCCAGCCUUCCACGGGAGUCAAAAGAAAGAAUGCCGAUUGUUACGGCGAUGGUCGAAGAGCAAAGAGAUCGACCUUCAACACAUUAGGGAAUUUUUCUCUUAGCAAGUCGAAGUGCUACAUGUGCCGUUGUCAUUCGGAUUUAGAUCGGCUUUGCUCAGAUUGCAUGGCUCUCAAUGACCAUUACCUUACGACUCAAGUAGAUUUAAUUGGUCGCAAAGCUAUCGUAACCGGGGGUCGGAUCAAAAUCGGUUUCGAAACUGUCUUGCGGCUUUUACGUGAUGGUUGUCAAGUGACUGCCACUACUCGAUUCCCGUUGGAUGCUUUAAAGCGAUAUCAAGAUCUCCGAGAUUACUCCAUGUGGAAAGACCGUCUCAAGAUUGCCUAUCUGAAUCUGGAAGAUUUCGAAUCGAUCAAGACAUUUCUGGACCAUGUCCAAGGCACCAUGGACCAUUUGGACAUUUUGAUCAAUAAUGCAGCUCAAACCAUACACCGGCCCCUGGGGUUCUACCAACAAUUCGAGGCGAUGGAGGCCGCCGAGGUCCAAGAUAGGGCUUGCUUGUCGAUUCCCAGACCUAAGAAUGCCGCUUCCCAAAUGCGUUCCUUGUCUUGGUCUAUUAAAGAAACCACCAACAAUAAGGUUCACUUUCCGCACAAUCAAUUAGACGAGCAUGGCCAACCUUUGGAUUUGAGGCCACGAAAUAGUUGGACUUACAAUCUCGACGAAGUGCCUUUACAGGAGAUGCUUCAGGUAUUGGCCAUUAACACAGUCGGACCCUUCAUUUUGACGUCUCAAUUGAAGCCCCUUCUUCGCAAAAGCCCGUUUCAAAGGAAGUUUGUGAUCAAUGUCUCAGCCAUGGAAGGUCAGUUCAGUCGCCAUAACAAAGGUCAACGACACCCCCAUACCAAUAUGGCUAAAGCGGCGCUGAAUAUGAUGACCCGAACUUCGGGGUUGGAGUUCCAAUUGGAUGGAAUUUUCAUGACGGCCGUGGACACCGGGUGGGUCACGGACGAACGACCUCAUGCUCAAGCCGUGUAUGAAGCGGACCGCGGAUUUACCGUCCCCUUAAAUUGUCGAGAUGGGGCCGCACGUGUAUACCAACCCGUGAUUCACGGGCUCAGUCCCGAAAACCAACCCUAUUUUGCGGUGUUUCUCAAGAACUAUAAAGUUCACCCUUGGUGA
Molecule: messenger RNA, 1620 nt
Organism: Tigriopus californicus
Lineage: Eukaryota; Metazoa; Arthropoda; Copepoda; Harpacticoida; Harpacticidae
Exons: 1
Coding region: 1-1620 (539 amino acids)
Source: RefSeq, a predicted model, not a curated record